Messenger RNA from Ambispora gerdemannii, 768 nucleotides. The record is from the annotation of a GenBank genome assembly. NCBI's taxonomy places the organism in Eukaryota, Fungi, Glomeromycota, Glomeromycetes, Archaeosporales, Ambisporaceae.
AUGUCCGACGAUAAUAAAUAUCGAUAUAUAAAUAUUUGCGAUAUCAAAUUUCCUAAACACUGGAGUCUUGGUUUUAAUAGUGAAACUAAAAAAUUUUACUCUGCACAAAUACCUGAAUCUCCAAAAUAUCUACAAAAUACUGAAUUUCCAUUUCCUGAUGAAACAUCCGACCACGAUAAGCAUCUAAUAAAGCAAAUGAAAGUAAUACUUGACACGGAAACAUAUAACACAGGAGAUGAUUUCGACGUAGCCGAAUCAAUAGAAAAAUGGUGUCAAAAAAACGACCAGACGCCCGAAAAAAUUUAUCAAAUGCUGAAAAAGAAUUUUUUGAAUUCUCCCGCAUACUGGUCAUGUCUUCUAGGCUUUUUCGAACAGUGCAAACUUGUAGAUAUUGGAAAUUUAAAAAAAGCAUUACGUUUCUAUAUUAUCGCGGCGGCUGGAUCCGAUGCCUUUGCGGCUAAUCAAGUGGGUUUCAUUCAUCCACGGCAUAAACAGCAUUCCGAAUACUGUACAAAGUUUUAUAGAAAAGCAGCGAACGGGGGUCAUGUACAUGGAUAUUUGAAUCUCACUAAUAAGUAUUAUUUCGAUGAACAGUUUAGAAAUUAUUUUAUCUGCUUUUACCGUUCCGCUUGUAAAGGCUAUUUAAAUGCUUACGACGAAGUGAGUAUAUGUUAUUCGAAAGGAUGCGGUGUUAAAAAGGAUGAACAUAUGGCAUUUCGAUGGAAGUUACGAUUGAGGAAUGCCAGGAGAGAAUCACAAGUGAGAUAG